Messenger RNA from Monosiga brevicollis MX1, 1194 nucleotides. RefSeq lists its product as uncharacterized. NCBI's taxonomy places the organism in Eukaryota, Choanoflagellata, Craspedida, Salpingoecidae. Gene Ontology annotation, molecular function: protein binding. The transcript has 7 exons. The annotation marks the transcript as partial. The record is from RefSeq and is a predicted model, not a curated record.
AUGGCAGUGUCAGUGGUGGCAGAGGUGGAGGUGUCGUGUGCGCCAGUGGGAGGCCAGCACCUGUUGGUCAAUUGGACGGCACAGGCGGAGACUGACUUUUAUGCCGUUCAACUCCAUCUGUGGCUCAACGACAGCACAGCCGCGGCACCCUUUUGGCGGGGAACCACGCAGCAGACCAGCUUUUUACUUGAAGACCUUCGACCCAACAUUGAGUAUGCCGUAUCUGUUCGCACGCAUCCUGACUCAGCGCCUUCGAUUGUGUGGCACUGGCGCAACGACUCGGCAGCGCCACGCCGUUGCGCACUGCUCGCCGGGCCGUCCGUGGUCGAUCGUUCGGCCCUGGUCGUCGUUCAGAGCUCCACCCACGCACUGGUAGUUCAAGCGGCAUCAUCUGUUCAGCAACUGCACCUCACCCGACUGGGUCGUCGUGAUCUCACAGAGCGUACUCCAACCCGUGUCGCCCAAGUUUUGGCUCGGCCCAGCCAGCCUGACCGUGUCCUCGGGAUAGCGCGCUCUGGAGUGAUCGAGAUUCCUCAACUCGAGCCAGCCUCGCUGUAUCUUUUGGCUGCUGAUGGAUACCAGGUCCUGGCACGCACCGCGGCUCCUGGUGUCACUUUUCUCUCGGUAUACCGCGUGUCAGAGUACACAACCGAAGUUGACUACCUGGCCAAUCACAACUCAGCUGGACUCGCUGCUCAAGCUGCCUUCCUGACCAACACCAACUCGGCCCUCUUCUUCAACGUCAGCCUGAACCCUCCCGUUACCGAGUAUUGCGUGGCACGCCAGGCAGACCUUGAUUUUGCCCCAUACGUGUCCUGCAAUGGACCAGAGGCCGAACCCAGAAAUCAACCAGAGGAUCCCAUGUGUAUUUGUGACGUCUGGGCCGAUCGGAUGAUUGCGCUGCAAACAAGCACCGACUUCCAGCAGUGCGAUCCCAUUACAUGGGGUCCCAAUCACACCCACGACGACCCGGCCUGCUAUUGCUUCAACGGGACCAGUCGCUCCAAGUGGAACAUGGAGCCUGCCUCGCAAGCUGGUCUGGGACGAAGUGACGUCUUCCUGCCCUUUUUCUACUACCAGGGCUUUGGGCAGUUGCCGGAGAAGCAGCCUGACAAGUGUUCAUGGAGUACAAUGCCUGGCGCGCGCAUCGUGUACGGCAACACCUUACUCGACUUGGGCUGGAACGCUACAGAU